AUGACUUUCUCCAGCCUAUGCUAUCCAGAAUGCGGGGUGGCCCGACCCAGUCCAGUCACUGGCAGCUCCAACGAGCCGUGCGUUAGGCAGUGCCCUGACUCCGAAGUGGUGAUCAGACCCUCACCAGUUGUCGUGACCCUCCCCGGACCAAUUCUCAGCAAUUUCCCUCAACAGAGCGAAGUGGCAGCCGUAGGAGCACCUGUGGUCGGAGCCGGUUUCGGAGGCUCCUAUGGUUUGGGGGGAUUGUACGGCUAUGGAGGCCAUUACGGAGGAUUGUAUGGUUUAGGGAGAUUAGGUGGUUACGGUGGCCGUUAUGGUUAUGGGGGAUUAUUGGGAAAUGGGGGAUACUGUGGUUACCCAGGCCGUUAUGGUUAUGGGGGAUUAUUGGGCAAUGGGGGAUACUGUGGUUACCCAGGCCUUUAUGGUUAUGGGGGAUUAUGGGGAAAUGGGGGACACUGCGGUUACCCGGGCCUUUAUGGUUAUGGGGGAUUUAGUGGUUCCGGGGUAUCUUGCCAUAGGUACCUCAGUGGAAGCAGUGGGCCAUGUUAA
Emys orbicularis (European pond turtle) is the source of this 549-nucleotide messenger RNA. RefSeq names its product claw keratin-like. The transcript has a single exon. NCBI's taxonomy places the organism in Eukaryota, Metazoa, Chordata, Testudines, Emydidae. Bases 1 to 549 code for a protein of 182 amino acids. Gene Ontology annotation, molecular function: structural constituent of cytoskeleton. Gene Ontology annotation, cellular component: intermediate filament. The record is from RefSeq and is a predicted model, not a curated record.